Messenger RNA from Acanthopagrus latus (yellowfin seabream), 1245 nucleotides. RefSeq lists its product as uncharacterized. The transcript has 5 exons. Bases 160 to 732 code for a protein of 190 amino acids. The record is from RefSeq and is a predicted model, not a curated record. Gene Ontology annotation, cellular component: membrane. Lineage: Eukaryota; Metazoa; Chordata; Actinopteri; Spariformes; Sparidae.
CCUCCCACACCCUAACAUCACUCACCAUAUUAAGUUCCUGCCGUCAUUCCCCUGUUUGGGUGCGUUUUAGGUGGAACCUCUCUCUGAGGACAGACAAGGGAUCUGAGUUUACCAAAGGAGUCGUUUUUACAGCAGCCAGUUAAUCUUCACUCUGACAACAUGUGUACUGGAAAAUGCUCCCGCUGCAUCGCCGUUACUCUGUACCCGCUGGCGCUCAUAUCCAUCAUCUGCAACAUAGUUUUGUUCUUUCCUGGCGGGGACAUCAAGUAUGCCAAAGAUGGACAUAUUACUGAGGAGGUGAAGUACAUGGGAGGACUGGUCGGAGGGGGUUUAAUGGUGUUGCUCCCGGCGCUUUACAUCCACCUGACUGGAACACAGGGCUGCUGCGGGAACCGAUGUGGGAUGUUCUUAUCAAUUGCAUUUGCUGCAGUGGGUGUGGCCGGGGCCCUUUACAGUUUCAGUGUGGCGGUGCUCGGCUUGCAGAAUGGGCCCCUCUGCAAAGUCCUCCUGAUUUGGACCACACCCUUCAAAAACAGUGACAAUAAUUACCUGACUGACGACACGUGGUGGGGAAGCUGCACAGAGCCUAAGAACAUUGUGCAGUUCAACAUCGGACUGUUUGCCACGCUUCUGGCCACGAGCAGCCUGGAGGUGAUUCUCUGUGCCAUCCAGAUGAUCAACGGGCUCUUCGGCUGCCUGUGUGGAACCUGCACCGAUAAAGGGCCGCUGUGAUUUCCUGACAGUCGUCUGGCGCCCCCUUCUGGAAGACUGAGAGCGGUGUUCACGGCUGCGGCUGCAUAAAAAUAUCAACCUCUUGUCGUCUUUGUUGACAGAUUUUUUUUUGUACUUUUUACGUGUAUUUCCUGACGCUUAUAAUUUCAUUGUUCUAAAACAUAGACAUGUUUGUCAUGUAAGGUGUGAAAAUGGAAAGUUUUAGAGAUAAAUCGUGCAAAAUAUUGAUUGAUUUUUAAUAAAUUGGUUUUAGUUAUCAGCUGCUGAUCCACUGCUGCAGCUCUGUGUCACAUCAGACAUUGCAUUUUAUAACACAUUUUGCACUACAGAAGAAAUUCAGACUCAGAAAUGUAAUAAUACAAACUGAAAAAUAUUUAUAUUAUAUAAUAUUUUUUUUCUGCAACUGAAUAAACAAGCUGUUCUCAGAGGACUGUAUGAAGCUAGAAAUGUCAGUUUGUUGAAAAUGAAGAGUUUAAUUUGUUCAGGCAUUAAAUAAAAGUGUUAAUGAAGAAA